AUGGCCCAGGAAGACCUCCUGGAAGAGCUGAGGGCAGAGUUCAGCUGCCCUGUGUGCCUGGACUGGCUGACAGACCCGGUGACCCUGGACUGUGGGUGCCACUACUGUGCCUCCUGCUUCCAGCAGUGCUGGCAGGACCUGCUGGACACCCUCCCCUGUCCUGUCUGCCAGCACCACUGUGCCCACAGGGAGCUGCAGAAGAACAGCCAGCUGAGCGCCCUGGCUGACAUGGUGAAGCAGCUGCCCAGCUCAGGGAGCAAGAGGAAGCAGCAGCAGGAGCAGGAGCAGCCCCUGUGUGAGCAGCACCAGCAGGUGCUCAGCCUGUUCUGUGAGCAGGACCUGCAGCUGGUGUGUGUCCAGUGCAGGGUGUCCUGUGAGCAGCAGGGUCACCCUGUCACUCCCACUGAGGAGGCUGCUGCUCAGCACAGGAAGAAACUCAGAUUCCACCUGCAGACCCUGAAGAAGCAACAAGAAUAUAUUCAGAAGGAGUUGCAUAUGGUAGACAAAGAAAAACGUGAAUUGAGAGAGAGGGUCAAAAGUCAAAGAACUCUAAUACAACGGGAGUUCAAGAAUUAUAAAAGAUUCCUGAGAGAGAAUAAGCAAGCCCUUGAGAGUUCACUACUAGGAGAAAUAAGAAGUGUUACCCAAAAGAUCACUGAGAACAGAGAUCAGCUGUCAGCGGUAGGCUCCUCAGUGAAGACUCUGCUGAGGGAUCUCAAAGACACGUCUGUGCAGACAGACCUGGACUUCCUGAUGAGGCUCAGAGGACUCCAGCAACAACUGAUAAAGUAUAAAGAGCAGGAGGUCCCAGAUAUCUUAUACUGCACGUGCAAGGAGGAGAUCCCCAAGUUGCCCUCACAUUACCUUGGUCUGCAUGAUGUCAGCAAGUUUCAGGUGGAUUUGACACUAGACCCCGAGACUGCUAGCACAAUCUCAUCAUCAGUGAAGAUAGGAAGAAGAUUCUGUUUGGUGGUGUUUUAA
Messenger RNA from Erinaceus europaeus (western European hedgehog), 981 nucleotides. RefSeq names its product putative tripartite motif-containing protein 61. Gene Ontology annotation, molecular function: zinc ion binding. The transcript has a single exon. The coding region runs from base 1 to 981 and encodes 326 amino acids. The record is from RefSeq and is a predicted model, not a curated record. Lineage: Eukaryota; Metazoa; Chordata; Mammalia; Eulipotyphla; Erinaceidae.